GCCGCCGUAAACAAACGCAUUCUGUGUGUGAUUGAAUUGACGGUGUGAGUAAUCACCGCUUUAGUGGAGAAAAUCACCAAAUUCGGAUAGGCCUACCAAUCAACAUGUUAUUCUUAUGCCAACUAACAAUGUGUAGUUCAUAAUGGACACUGACAGCUUAUAUGAGGAUGUACCAGUCCGUGACCCAAGUGGAGGGGCCAGGGGUCAUGAUGUACCCCAAGAUAAUGAACAGCGUCGUGCCCAGCAGCGACGAGCUGUCGCCAAAAUCAGUCGAGAGGAGUUAGAAGAUAAGUAUCUCCGUCUUCAUGAUGAGAAUCUGGUUCUGAAGAAGCAUGCCAGGAAACAAGAGGAAAAGAUUAAGAAAAUGGCUACGAAACUGAUAAGAUUGGUCACUGAUCGUAAGAAGCAGGACCAUGAGGUGGGCGGAGCUCACCAGCGUGGCCGGAAGGGGCGGGAUGUUGAGACAGAUGAGAUGAUCGAGGACUUACAGGGUAAAGUGAGGGAUCUCAACAAACAGAAUGAUAUGUUGAAGAAUAAGUUGACAAUUACUAAGCAACAGCUUGCAACACAGGGUAGUAGACAGACACCAUAUCCACACGUACAAUCAAGGGUAAACACAGGAUUGCCUCGACCUCCUCCACCAGAUAACAUCAAGAAGGGCUUGAGGGUUCAGGGACAUGAACGCAACAAAUCAGCAACACCCAGAGCUUUCAGGAACGACGUCCUUCCAAGAUACGGUCACAGUCUCCUUGAAGAAGCUAGAGAAGAAAAUCACAGACUUGAAGAGGUGAUUCAGGAUCUUCAAGAUCAUAUCUCAUCCUUGGAGCAAGAUAAAGAUAUACUUCAAGAGCAGGUAAGAAUAAAGGAGAUCGAACAGGAGGAGACACUGCUCAGGUUGAAGGAACACAUGUCAGCAGGUCAAAGACAUUCAGCAAAAACAAACAUCCAUGAGAAUGUUGAGAUGAUCCGACUCCAGAGGGAGGUGAAAGAGAAGUCAACGAAGCUGACAGCCUUACAGGCCAAGUAUGCUAACCUGGAAGAGAAUCUAAGGGCAGUGAAGAAGAGUCACGACACGGUCUUAGCUGAACUAGAAGAACUCAAUAAAGUAUAUCAGCAUGAGCAGAGUAAGGUGCUAGGUCUGAAGAGUGAGAUUCAUCAAUCAAGUUCAAAAGAGCGGGCAAUCAUGGAGCUUCAAGAACGAAUCAGUGAUGUAGAAAACGAGAAGAUUAUUCUUCAAGAAGCCAAUGAGAAACUCUUAAACAGUGCAUUUGAUGCGGAGCGAGAGAGGCAGUACCGAGCCAAUGAGAAGCAGUUGAAGUUACAGAUCGCUCAACUAGAGGCAACACUCAAAGGAGAUCUCAACGACAAAAACACCCUCCUGGAUAGACUCAAUGAGGAACGAGAGCAAUAUGAGAAGCUACAGAAGGAGAAUCAGCAGCUUCAAGUAAACUAUUACCAGGUCAGACAGCAACUGGAUGAGCUUCAAGACAAGAUGAGAUUCUUUACCAAGGAGAGCGCCAUCGACUUCCAAGAGCUUGAAGAAGCUCUGAUCAUCGUCAAGAAACGCAAAGAAAAAGUGAGUCAAGAUCUGGAGUUUCUGGAGAAAGUGGAUGAGGAGAUGAAUAAAGAUCUGAAGAUGCAAGUGAUUACACUACAAGCUGAGCAUGCAGAGACAGUCAGUGAGCUAGAGAAGACUAGGAAUAUGCUUAUUCUACAACACAAGAUCAACAGAGAUUACCAGAUUGAGGUAGAGGGUGCUACAACACGGCUUGAUGACUACAAGCAGGAAUACGAGACUAAGCUAGAGGAGUAUGCACAGCUGCUGGAUAUCAGAGCUGCUAGAAUUAAGAAAUUAGAGAGACAGCUGCGAGAUGUUGCCUAUGGCACUAAACAGUACAAGGUCACAGAUAUUGCCGAUGACCAUGAGUAUGAGGAGAUUGAUGAGACGGUCAAAUUGGAGCGAGGUCAGAACAUCCUGGAACUUCACAUCAGUAAAAUUUCAUAUAGCAGAGAUGGCUUGAAGGUCCUUGGUGAUGAUGAUCCGUCCACCUUUGUCACGUAUGAGUUCUUUGAGUUUGAGCUGCAGUCUACGCCAGUUGUCAAGGGAGACAGGCCUCAGUAUGACUUCACAUCCCAAUACAAGGUGACCGUUGAUGAUUUCUUCCUUCAUCAUCUGAUGAAGGGCUCCACGACCCUCGAGGUCCACCAGGCAGUAGGGACAGAGUUCCGUACCAUCGCUGCAUGCCAGCUCCGAUUCAGAGACCUGUUGGAGAAACCCCACGGGAGGGUUCAUGGUACUGCUCAGCUCUUAGGUGUGGAGUCUGGUCGUGCUGGGGUGAACUUUGGUGUGGUAGAGUUUUGGGUGCGUCUUAAAGUACCGAUGGAUCAAGCCCUCAGGCUGUUCAGAGAACGAGUGAAAGCCUUGGGCUACAUUACAUCAAACACUAAGACCAUUAAUCAAGCGUUGGCAACACUCGACCAGCCCAAGGGAGCCCAAGGAGGGGAUGACACUAGUGGCCAGCAGAGGGAUACCAAUAUGAAUGAACUGACUAUCAAGGUGGUCAGGUGUAGCAGUCUGAAGGCAAGGCGAGAAGGUGUGCAGCCUAACCCCUACGUCGUCUAUCGUUUCUUUGAUUUCAACGAUCAUGAUACCACCAUAGUUACCAGUAGUAACUCACCUGAAUUCAAUGAUGCCAAUACCUACGCAGUGGUGAUGAAUGCUGAGUUAGACCAUUAUCUGAAAUCUGAGUUGUUGGAGGUGUAUGUAUUUGACGAUACAGACCCUGAGGAUGUUGCAUAUCUAGGUGUGGCUAAAGUGCCUCUUAUUAGUCUAGCCCAUGAUAAGGCUAUCAGAGGCACCUUUGAACUCAAACAGAGUGAUGGUGGAGCAUGUGGAACAAUUGAUGUAGUGCUGAAAUGGCAUAGUACUUACAUGGCACCAAAGAUCACAUCAGACAAACCAAAGUCGGCUAAACCACCGUCUGCUCCAAGCACUCCAUCCAGACAACGUCCAAAUGUUUUGGGCAGGCCGCCCAUAAAACCAGCUGUAGUCUCCUCACCAGCUGCUCCUCAAGUCACCCCAAUGAAACAACCCAAGCCGCUGGCAGCAUCGACACCAGCAGCACCCAGAACGGAGACUAGUAAUCAGUCCCAAUCGCAGGAAGACCUCCAGAGGUCACGACCCCAGCCUCGCCCAAGAGGGUCAUCACAAGCUUUGGAACCUGCUGCUCGGAAGAAGUCCACAGAGUCUCUUAAGAAGCCUGUAAUAGCAGUCACACCCCCUCCCCAGGAGCAGCCCACCAACCUUAACCUCACGCAGACUCUAGAGGGCGACACACCAUCCGCUGCUACAGUCCUUGACAGCCAGUUUGACAGUGCUGAAGAUUCAGCCCUUGAUGACGUCGAGCGUGAAUUGGAAGGACUCGCAAACGGGAAACAGCAACAGGACAAUGAGUCAGAGGACAUGAAUGAUCUGGUUGCCCAAGAAAUGAGAGCAGAAUAUGGUGAAGAGGAGCCGGAUGAGAAGGACGGUAAGACGGAGCAUUUUGAUGAUACCAUGUUUGGAGACACCAAUGCCCAGGAGUCUAGAGAUUUUGAUGAGGACGACGAUGACUCCAUUGGGGAGGAGAUCGAUAUUCCAGAACCCAUAGAUGAAGAGGAGGAGGGGACGGAUGCUGACUAUGACCAGAUGGAGGAGGAGGUAGGAGCAGGUGAUGCAGGACAAGAGUUUGCUGAAGAUGAGAGAGAUGAUAAUAAUAUGUCGAGCGACAGCGAAGCUUUGGUCGUCAUGUCACCAGCCAUGAACAGACCUACAUCUGUUAUGCCGGGUGAGAACACGGUCUCUGUGACGAUAUUCCACCUAAGCCUAGAUGCUGACAACCCUGUCAUUAACGAUGAUAAAGUGCAGAGACUCUACGUUGAGUACCACUUCCUGGGCCUAUCAGCGGAAGAGACCGAGACACCGUUCUCUCUGCCCAAGACCAAGGCUUAUUCAAAUCUAGUCUUCAACUUCAAGAAGAUAUUUCAUGUAGAUGCUGAAAAUCACAAGUUACAGAGAGACUACCUGGCCAGUAUGCUGCACCCACAGGACCAGUCCCAGGGAAAGAUCCAGCUGACGGUCGUCAGUGAACCGCCGGAGGACAGUCAAGACUUGGAGUGUGAAGAAGUCGGCUACGCCUACGUGGAUGUCCGAGAGAUGCUGGAGAAGGGAGAAGAUGUGAUCGAGCAAGAUAUCGAUAUUCACUAUGCCAAAGAAGAGUCCAUCCUUAUUGGUACAUUGACUGUGUCGGUAGAAUGCAUUGCAGCGUUGAGGGCAGCAGCAUCAGAGGUCGAGUAUGGCGAAGGUGAAGGCGAAACCAACAGUGAUUAAAACAAUACAAUUAAAUAAUGAAGAUGAUAGUGCCUUAAUUAACCUUUCAAAUAGUUCGCUUUGUACUACCAGUUGUUAUUGCAGAAGCAGCUGCUUAAAAAUACAAGUAAUACUUAAUAAUAAUUGGUUCUCAUAUAGCCAGAAAUUCUAGUAGCUAGAUCAAGGUGACUUAUUUAAGGCAGUGGACACUAUUGGUAAUUACUGAAAAUAAUUGUUAGCAUGAAAACUUACUUGGUAACAAGCAAAAU
Molecule: messenger RNA, 4617 nt
Organism: Asterias rubens (European starfish)
Lineage: Eukaryota; Metazoa; Echinodermata; Asteroidea; Forcipulatida; Asteriidae
Product: protein fantom-like
Exons: 36
Coding region: 143-4369 (1408 amino acids)
Biological process (GO): non-motile cilium assembly
Cellular component (GO): ciliary transition zone
Source: RefSeq, a predicted model, not a curated record